CCACACUUCGUCCAUUACAAUAACUCUUUCAAAACAAGACAACAUCUUUAAUUCCACCAAAUUCUUUCUCUCUCUUUUCCAACUGUUGUUGUUGUUGUUGUUUGUUGAUGGCUACGAUGUUUCAGGAUGAUGGAUCAUCGUCGGUAACUUCAUCGUCUCUCCAAGGAUUUACGACCAUGUCUACAACAACAACAGCUUCACCCACUUUACUAUUAUCAUCAUCGUCGUCGUCUUCGUCGCCAUAUCCAUGGCUCAAAGAGCUCAAAUCAGAAGAACGAGGCCUAUAUCUCGUCCAUCUUUUAGUCGCCUGUGCAAAUCACGUCGCUUCAGGUAGCUUCGAGAAUGCUAAUAUCGUCCUCGAUCAAAUCUCCCAACUCGCGACCCUAAACGGAGAUACCAUGCAGCGAAUCGCUUCUUAUUUCACCGAGGCUUUGGCUCAAAGGAUCCUUAAAUCAUGGCCUGGAAUCUACAAGGCACUCCAUUCAACCAGAAUGACCAUCGCUUCAGACCAAAUACAUGCCCAUAAACUCUUUGUUGAAUUGUUCCCGUUUUUAAAGGCGGCUUUUGUCGUCACCAAUCAAGCCAUUGUUGAGGCUAUGGAAGGGGAGAAAGUGGUUCAUGUCAUCGAUCUCAACGCGGCCGAGCCUGCACAGUGGCGUGCGCUUCUCCAGGACUUGAGUGCUCGUCCUGAAGGCCCGCCUCACUUGAGAAUAACGGCGAUUCAUCAAUACAAGGAUGUUUUAGAUCAAAUGGCUCAUAUUUUGAUGACUGAAGCAGAGAAGUUAGACAUCCCCUUUCAGUUCAAUCCCAUUCUCACCACUCUGGAAGAUCUAGAUUUCGAGAAGCUCCGUGUUAAAACAGGGGAAGCCCUAGCCAUUAGCUCGGUUCUACAACUCCACACCCUUCUCGCCGGAGAAGACGAGAUUGAACAGAAAUCUACCUCCCCGUUGAUGCAGCAAGUAAGCCAAGGUACUUUACGGGAGUUGAUGAAGGAAGACAACGGGUCAGGAUCCGGACCCGGAUCCGGGUCGGUUACGUCGACGAAAUGUGACGCGUUCCUAAGAUCAUUAUGGGGGCUGUCACCAAAGAUAAUGGUGGUGACAGAGCAAGAUUCGAACCAUAACGGUUCCACUCUAAUGGAGAGAAUGAUGGAAUCAUUGUAUUUCUAUGCAGCAUUAUUUGAUUGUUUGGAGUCGACUGUGCCGAGAACAUCUGUGGAGAGGUUGAGGGUGGAGAAGAUGUUGUUAGGGGAAGAGAUUAAGAAUAUUAUAGCAUGCCAAGGAUCGGAGAGGAAGGAAAGACAUGAGAAGUUACAGAAAUGGUUUCAAAGGAUGGAUUAUGGAGGUUUUAGUAAUGUGCCGUUAAGUUAUUAUGGAAUGUUGCAUGCAAGGAGGCUACUUCAGAGCUAUGGAUGUGAUGGCUAUAAGAUUAAGGAAGAGAAUGGAUGUGUGGUUGCUUGCUGGCAGGAUAGAUCCCUUUUCUCUGUAUCUGCUUGGAGGUGUAGAAGAUGAACUUACUUCUGUUUAGAAAUAACUUCCUUUUUUCUUGUGUGUGUUUACUCUUCCUUCUGUAAGAAAGAUUCUCUGCUUCUAAGAAUCUAAACUUGUGUGGAUGUCCUAUAAUAUAUACUUUCUGCACUUGACAAAAUACAAAUGAGCUAACCAUUUGACAA
This is a messenger RNA of Impatiens glandulifera, 1672 nucleotides long. RefSeq names its product scarecrow-like protein 3. The record is from RefSeq and is a predicted model, not a curated record. Gene Ontology annotation, cellular component: nucleus. The transcript has a single exon. Lineage: Eukaryota; Viridiplantae; Streptophyta; Magnoliopsida; Ericales; Balsaminaceae. Bases 108 to 1511 code for a protein of 467 amino acids. Gene Ontology annotation, biological process: regulation of DNA-templated transcription. Gene Ontology annotation, molecular function: sequence-specific DNA binding; DNA-binding transcription factor activity.